Messenger RNA from Quercus lobata, 1099 nucleotides. RefSeq lists its product as uncharacterized. The transcript has 2 exons. NCBI's taxonomy places the organism in Eukaryota, Viridiplantae, Streptophyta, Magnoliopsida, Fagales, Fagaceae. The record is from RefSeq and is a predicted model, not a curated record. The coding region runs from base 250 to 939 and encodes 229 amino acids.
GAUUGGUACACAAUAGUCACAGCAGGCUCAGCACAAUAUUUAGAAACCACUUCAUCCAUUUUUAAAAUCUCAACCCACAAGUUGGAUUUGCAGGGUCAACGGUCCAAGAAACUGUUUGUAUAAGACCCAAAAUAAAACGUCAAAGAUAGACCUUGCUCCUUUAGAUAGAAUAACUUUCUAGCUUGACAGCCAAGAAAAAGCCAACUAGAAAAGAAAGAUUACACCACCAAGAAGAAGAGAACACUAAAGAUGAAGCUAGUUUGGUCCCCUGAGACGGCAUCAAAGGCCUAUAUUGAUACUGUUAAAUUAUGUGAGCGUUAUCAAGAAUCAGGCGUGGCAGAGCUUGUUUCAGCCAUGGCUGCAGGUUGGAAUGCAAGCUUCAUCGUUGAGACAUGGUCAAAAGGUGGUAUUAUGGCCACAAGUAUUGGCUUAGCUGUGGCGAGCGGGCACACGGGUGGAAGACACGUGUGCAUAGUCACAGAUGAGCAGUCAAGGUUAGAGUAUGUUGAAGGAAUGGUUGAGGUAGGCAUGUCACCAGAAAUUAUUGUUGGAGAGGCAGAGGAAGUCAUGGAUGAGCUAGUAGGCAUGGAUUUCAUGGUUGUGGAUUGUAUGCGCAAGGACUUUAUAAGAAUACUUAGGCUGGCAAAAUUGAGCAGCCGUGGUGCAGUUUUGGUGUGUAAGAAUGCUAGCAGCUUAAGACCUGCUUCGACUUUCAAAUGGCGAAGCGUUCUUGAUGGCAAUGGCAAUGGUGGAUCGCGGCGUCUUGUGCGUUCUGUGUUUCUGCCAGUGGGGAUGGGACUGGAUAUUGCACAUGUUGCUGCUAGUGGUAAUGAAGGAAAUCCAGGUUCAAGUUCAGGUUCAGGUUCAGGUUCUGUCAAAUGGAUCAAGCAUGUGGAUCAAAAAUCAGGAGAAGAGCAUGUUAUCAGAAAGGUGAAAUGAAAGGUUUUCUGUCAUUAUCCUUUUUCAUUUUAGUUUUUAGGUUGUAUGUACGAGUUCAGCAAGUUAAAAAGUUAUUUGUACAUAAGUUAAUGAGAAUUAAUCAAGAUACAUUCAAGUACUAGCCAUAAAACUGAUUAUUUUAUCCUUGUUUCCUCGCCAA